Xyrichtys novacula (pearly razorfish) is the source of this 12529-nucleotide messenger RNA. Lineage: Eukaryota; Metazoa; Chordata; Actinopteri; Labriformes; Labridae. The record is from the annotation of a GenBank genome assembly.
GGGUUGCGCCGCUGAAACCGGUAAGCGAGCACUCCAGCACGUUGUGAAGCCGCUCUCGUUCGUGGCUGCUCGUGAGGUGAUUCAGAGAAAUCACUCGUUUCUAAAUCUACAUUUUUUGAUAAUUGACCCACUGGUAAGUCAUUCCCCCCCUCUUUAAUUGAUUUUUUAUGAUUUCCUGUUAAAUCGUCGUGUUUUCUGUUCUGUGUGUAGUAACAGAGUCGCUUUCAGGACUCCGUCUAAAUCGUGGUGGGCGCUUCUUAGCUGUUAGCUACUUUUAGCCGUAGCCCGGUGGAUUCGGUAACUUCUCUGAAAUGAACAAUGUAUUUUUCGCUGAAUCGUGUUAUAUUAACUGCAUAUGUUGUAAUUGGCUUCAUUUGGCUCCAAUUUUGGAACAUAACUUUCACUAUUAUUUUAAGUCAUAUUCAGUUUGGGUUUCCAGGAAAUAGUCAGCACCGUCCAUGUAGCUCACUGGUAGCUCUCAUUCAGUCGUGACUCGUUUUCUGUAAACUGUUCCCUCCAUUUUAAUAUUUUAUAUAACUUAUACUUACAUGGACGGACUGGGGGGGUACCCGUGGUCGGAUGGGGUGACAGGUACGGCAGAGGACGGGGGGACCAGGGCACGUGUCGGGGUUGCUCCUAAACCCGAGCUCUCUGCCCUGGUUUGGGGGCCGUGUGCUCGACCAGCUGUCGUGGGUUCAGGGCCUGAUAGAGAGCCAUUUGAAACCCUGUCUUAUAUCUGGAAGUUGUCGGUGUACUGUCACAGACUCUCGCUGGCUGUUGGAGCCGCUGUACCGGUUGUUGGUGAGAGUAAAGGCCGGUUUUAGGCACCGACACUGCGGGCACGGCGUGGCCUUUGUCUGCGUGCCAUGCUCCCACUCCUGGUCGUGGCUCCUGCUGCUGCUGCGUGUCUCAGACUGUUUUUCACGGGCUUAACAUGUUAAAUAAAAAGGAUGAACGAAUCUAAAACUGACCUCAAAUGAGUCUGAAGUAGGUCUGGCAAAAAAAAUGAUCUCGAUAUAUUUUGUCGUAUCGUCCGAUCUCGAUUAUUAUCACGAUUUUUUUUUACAUUGUCAGUUUUAAAUUAUCUUUACGAAAAACUAAAGAAACUAGAGAUCAGUUCAACAUUUUAUUAACAUAGAAGUAAAAAACAAAGAAUAAGAUGCACAGAAAAAUAUAAAAACAAUUUGAACUCAACAGAACAACAAAUAAAGAUAAAUACUUGAUAAUACAGUGAACUAGUUUACAGUCCUGAGUGUUUUUGCAGGUACGCAAGACCCAAAAUAAACAAAUCACCUCCUCAGGGAUAAUAAAGACGUCUUAAACCGUAAACUUUGGUGAUGGAAAGGUAGAUAAUACCACUGAUUGAUUGCUGCUUUGCUCUGGUGGCUGUACCGCUAGUUGUGGCUAAACUGCUAAUGCUACUCGUACUGUCAGCAAUAACAGGGCGUACAGACUCCGCUCGACAGGAUCAUCUUUUAUUGAGCUAUUUUGGUGGGGUUGGGUUGGGGUAGACUAGGGUUUUCUUCGUUUCUUUUUAUUCCUCUGCAAGGUAAAGCACUUUGUACUACAUCAUUUUCGUAUGAAAAGUGCUUUACAAAUAAAGACUUGAUAUCAGCAUCAGCCCUCGUAAGGCCCGGAUCACCCACAGAGAAAAACCUAUUUUUUUCUUUAUCCAAUCAAAGGAUAUCAAACCCAAAACAGCCUCUGACUAACUCAGUAUUGAUGUAUAGAUUAAUUAAGUUUAAUAUCACUUCAGUUAAGCAAAUUUGUUUCCCAUUUCAGUGUUAUCACAUUGUUAUAUUUUGUCAAAUGCAGUACAAAAAAACAAUGAGAUUGCAGCUUUAGAUAAUGGCUGUCCUACUUUCAUAACCAGUUAUCUGCCGGUAUCGACCACAGAAAUCCUUAAGUCGCUUGACUUCAAAACUUUGAAUUAGAUGCUAACUCUGGCAUCAUGUAAAAUAUCUCCUUCUCCCCCUUUUGAACAUUUAGUCAUUACUUUGUGAUUCUGUCAAGUUUAAGUCCCUCUUGGUAUGAGCUGGUGAAACCAGUUCUAGUGCACCCCAGGGUGUUGGGUCCCUCCACAUUAGGCAUUAGGUGUUUAAGCUCAGUGUGUGUAUCAGUUAAUGUUUGCCGGUUGAGUGUUGGUUGCUUCGUGUGUGCCGGAGCAACAGAUGGCUCUGUUGCGUGGACAGGUGCUGCAGACAGUUCAUUAAGGAAAGCACUUGUUCCCUCAGUUGCAGAGAGUUUGUGCAUGUUCAAACUCGCCUUUCACUAAUCACUUAUUCAGCUGCUGCACUCAGUUCUUCCUUGUUCACGGUCUGGACACCAAGUUUAAUUGCAGGGGUUGCAGGUUCAGUUUGUUAAUUUUGGUUUGAACCCCAAAGAGUAAAAAGUAAACAUAUUUACUGAUGAUUGAGCAACAUUGAAGCUGUUUUUGCCUUGGAUUAAAGGGAUAUUCCGGCGCAAAAUUAAUUAAGGGUCAAACACACCGUAACACUGAGUUAGACACCCCCUCCAGAGAUGAAUGUUGUCAACUGUUUGCUUCUCUAGUUAUACCAACUUUAGUAAUGACCGCAAGAUAGCAAUACAGAGAGCCACGCCCUCAACCAAAACGCCACUCUUUAGCCACAAAUAAUGCUCAGAACAGCACCUAACUUCAUCAACAGGACAUAUAGGAUCACAGACAUAGUACUAGACACCAAACAUCUUUUAAACUUUGACUCAUUUCUUUAGCAAAGAGACUAAACACAACUCACCUGCUCUCUUCCAGCAGCCGCUUGUUUGUAGCGAGACCUCAGGCCAGUCCAUUACGGACUAUGGCGGGGUGACGCAGCUCAAGGAAGAACAUUUAUGAUCAAUAAUCAUCAUGUUAAUCAUUUUGUACUGCAGACGAGGUAGUUCUUCUGCCUUAACGUCUCGGUCUGAUUGUACCUCCAUGAAGAAAUGAUCAUAAAUGUUCUUCCAUCAUGCCCUCACACAGCCAUCGUUAGAGGUGCAGGUUUGCCGUAUCAAAAGGCAGACAUGUUUGAAUCGAGUGUAGAAACCUUCUCCUGGAGUUUUUCAUCCUCCUGUUUGUCCACUGGCUGUGAUUUCGCAUCGACUUUAGCUGCACUUCUUGAGCAGCGCAGCCUUGGUGUUUCUUCUCCUGAAGGUGGCAGUGCUUUUGUAAAAGUAUCUCAAUUCUGCUCAUAUCAACUCCAGUCCAUGCACAUUAAACAGAUGAGGAUUUUUGCUGAUAACAUUGAAUAUUGAUAUCAGCUCUGUAAUCAUGAUUCACCCGCUCUUAGAUCGCAUGUGGUCAAAUUCGAGUCAGUGUCGUGUUGAGUUCAAAGAGCUGCUGCCUGCAACAUGCUUCACCAGAGCAGUUCAUCAAACCUGACAGGCAUGCAGGCACCGUGUGUUCAAAUAUCGCUUACAUGUAAUGACAAUAAGAGUCGUUUUCUCCGCGUCAUACAUGUAGACAGGAAGUGCAGAAGAAUGUGGAUCUGUUUAGGCACGCUUCAGCGUUUUUAAGUGUGGUUGCGUUUGACUCCACGGUUACACUUGAAAAAUAUUCACCUCAGGGGGAAAUCAGUGAAGGAAGCAGCAGCAGCUGUUUGAAGCAGAAGACGCCAAAAAUCUGUGUUCCUGUAUUUUAGUACGUGUGGUGUGGUUUUUAAGUUUCAACACAUUACACUUGAUUCUGAAAACGACAUGCCGCCUCUGUCUGAAACACAAUGCUCGGUGGUCUAUUCAGAUUUCGUUCCUAAAUAAAGAUGUGGCUCAGGGGACAUUCAGGUCUGGAAAGAGUCCAAUUUCUGCCCCUUUCAGACGGUUUAAUCCGUGGUAUUAGCCUUAAAAGGGAAUCCAGCGAAGUAGAGCCCCCUAAAUAACUGCUAACCAGAUAAAGAAGUUGGUAAUUUAACAAAUUUGUCACUUUAUGCCUGUUUGUGUUUGUGGAGGCGCUUCAGUCUCAGUCAGUGACAAUCAGAGUCGAUGGAAAAACUAAACUAAUGAUGGUGUCUUUACUUUUUAGUCAAUUUUUAAUGGGCGAGUACUUCCAGACUGUAACAUUAAGAGUCUGACCCGUAUCUACACUCUCUAAAUGUGCAUUUUAGAGGGUGGGAAAAGGGCAGAGGAGGAAUCAGUGCAGUCAAAAUGGCAUUCAGGUUCAGUGACGGUUCAGAUUUAGAUUUUAUCCACUUGGUAUGAAAACAAACAGCAAAUGUCUGCGAUGCUUUUCUAUGCCCUAGUGGGCUGUUCUCAUGUCGAUGCACCCAGACGGGGCAUUAAACACUCGUCAGUUAUGUGGAUAUUUAACACACUUCUCAGGCUGCCGGCCUUCACACGGUGCGGGAAACUCGAUCAAAAGGGCGCCUGUAACACUGUGAGGCGCAUACUGAUCUAAAAACAAAGGUUAUGUCCACCUUUGAUAGUUUGUCGGAUUGGAUCUGAGUGACAUCCAUGAUGUAGUGAUGAAGCGUGGUGAAAGGUCGUGAUAAUAACCGAUCCAGGGCUUGACAUUAACUUUUUUCACAAGGAGCACAUGUGAUCCUAAGUGGAGAAAGUAAGGAGCACAAGAAGAACUUUAGGGACACAAGAAAAUUGAUCAAAUAAUGUUUGUCUUAUUGGUCGACUAAAGUGCUAUUAUUUUAAAUCAAUUUUAGGUCAGUUGGUCACAUGACAUGGAAGCGAUCGAAAGAAAACAGCCUUUUUCUGAGAACAUCAACUGGUAAUUUAUUGACGGUCCCUUAUUCAACACCCGACCUUGACAGCGAGGGUGCUGAGUAGAUUUAACCGCGCUGCUGUUGUUAUUCCUGGUUAUGAAGAGUUUUAGAAGAUACCUCUGCAGUGAGCGUCCGUCGGAUAUCGAACCUAAAACUAACUUCACCGCCUUUUACAUGAAAAAACACGUGUUGCCUCGGCUAAUUUUUUUUAUGUGCACAUGUGCUCCUAAAUACAUUUUACAAUUCUCACACAUCUAUUUUUAGUGGCAAAUGCGAGUGAAACGGUCGAACUGUCGAGCCCUGCGGUCUAAAAUCAGCGCUGAAAGCUUGCGUUUGGUCGGUCAUAUAAACCUUUGAUUGAGCUGAAUGGUGGUUGAUUAGUAAUGUCUGCUAAGAGGUCAGAAGUGCUUCUUCAGAGGCAUCAUUGUUCAACCAACAAUCGCUGUAUGAUCCGUCUUUUUAAGGGAAGUGUGGCGGCCUCAGCGAUGAUUUGCUCUUGAUUAAACUGAAGGAUUGCACUGAUUGAGCUUUUGUUCGGUCCUCAUAUCUAACCCUUCAGCGUCUCCUCCUUUUUUCUCUGCAGAGAUUUCCAGUUGACCAAAGAAAUGGUGAUGGAGAAGCCAAGUGCCCAGCUGGUCGGGCGAGAGUUUGUCCGACAGUAUUACACACUCCUGAACCAGGCCCCUGACUACCUGCACAGGUAUCCCCUCUGUUCAUUUCCACACACUCUGUUGUCUUCAGUGCAGCAUCAUCAUCGUCAAAUACAUCUUAUUUAACCUCUUUGUCUCUCCGCUCAGGUUUUAUGGAAAGAACUCCUCCUACGUUCACGGCGGCCUGGACAACAACGGCAAACCGGUCGAGGCCGUGUACGGACAGUCUGUAAGUGGGCUCAUCCAGCAGAUAACAACUCUUCAAAUUGUUUUUUCAAUUUUCAACUCCCACACGCACUGACACAAUGAGAGGGGGAAAAAACUGGAGAGCUGAAAGGAAAAUAACUCUCCUGCAGUUGUUGAGUCCAAAAGGAGAGCAGAGAGAACACCGGGCUGACAGUCUUUCCCCGUAAAACCCGAGUUUAUCUCAUCAAACCUCUUGAAUCAGAAAUGCUGAGAAUCACGACGCCUCCAUCCUGACAUUAAUGCACAUAAAUUGAAUGUGAUAAGACUUCCAUAUAUCUGCAGAUGGUUCAUCAUUUCACUCUGAAUUAAUCAGUCAGUUCAUCGCCGUUCCUUAAAGACCAGAGCAAGCUCUUUGAGUCCGAUUCAUGAUCCAGAAUCUACAAAAAGAGGUAAAGCUGAUCCGGCGUACAGUAAUCCUGCGAACCAGAUUCCAGAGUGCUGAGUCAGCCUAUUAGACUGGCGAGAGCACAUUCCUCCUGGUUGACCUUGUAACUUGAACCCCUCACCUUAGUCAACCUCAGAUUCCAGAGCAUUAAAACUGUCCUGUAAAAAUCCUCACACGGUCCAGAGCAGGUUUAGGAAAGGGAGCGACUUGGCGGUAUGAGAGUUUUUCUGAGCGGUCUCACAGAGCGCAGAACGAUCAGGACGAAUGUUCACGACAGGAGAGCGAAUCGAACGACUCGAAAACGGACAAAAGUCAAAGUUUUAAUAAAGUUUUCAUUUCCGCUCUUUUUGCAGGAGAUCCAUAAGAGGGUGAUGGCUCUGAGUUUCCGCGAUUGUCACACUAAGAUCCGACACGUGGACGCUCACGCCACCCUGAACGAGGGCGUGGUGGUGCAGGUGAUGGGCGAGCUGUCCAACAACAUGCAGCCCAUGAGGAAGUUCAUGCAGACCUUUGUGCUGGCCCCUGAGGUGUGUUAUAAAAACCAAGAAUCCGUCUGAUCUGGAUCAAGAUGUUUCUGUGUUUUAAAGUUUUUCUUUUCUUCUUUCAGGGAACCGUGGCAAAUAAAUUCUACGUCCACAACGACGUGUUUCGUUACCAAGACGAGGUGUUCGCUGACUCUGACUCUGAGCCCCCUGAAGGUGAGAAAAAACGUCCCUCUGUCUGCAAAACUGUGACAUCUUAGUCUGGUUCAUUGGACUUCUGUGCACAUGCGAAACAAAGUGGAUAAAGUUUCUGUUGGUCUUAAAAUGACAUGUCAUGUAAUUUUGAAUAAUCCUUUUUUUUGUGUUUUCAGAGUCUGAGGAUGAGGUGGAGGAGAUCGAGGAGAGGGUUCCCUCCCCUGACGUCGCUCCAGAGGAGUCCGCUCCUUUCUACGACCCAGCAGCCUGGUAUGGAUCACUGGAUUCAUGUUUGUUUGUUUUAUUCUGUUUAUAAUAAUACUUUUAAGGAAAGAUACCGAUAGAUAAUAUAAUUUACAUCAAACCAGAUUAAUUGAAUAUGCUUUGCUGUGCUACUUGUUCUAUGAGGACAAUUUAGUGCCAUUUGAGCCGCUUUGUUUUGUUUUAUUUGUAGUUUGUGUAAAUUACUUUGUGUUGUGUUUGACCAGACUACUGCACUUUAUUCUAAGUGUGAAAGCACUUAUGGGGGUCUUUAGGGUCUUGGUUUAGUAUUCAGUGGAGAUUUUUCUGAAAUGUUCAGAUUUUUCCAACUCUAAAGAGAAAACGUACGACUGAAACGGGGGUUAUAAUGUGCGAAGAGAGGACGUUUUAAAGACGUCUGAAACCUGCUUUAGCCGAGAGAUUCCAGUUUUUUGGUCUGGUGCCGAUCAUAUCCCAAAUAUCGACAGUCUGGACUCCAAAAAGCAACUACAACGGGGAAUAGGGAGCGCAGCGGAUUUCAAAGAAACCAAUUUCUCUUAAAAGCCACCAAACUCAUUUUUACAGAGACACAAACUCGACCUGCUGAGAUUUUCUUUUGUUAAGUUUGUGAUGACUACUUUUUCUCAGUGACCUUUUCUCCUGAUGGGAUCAAGAUGAUAACUAAAAACAAGACUGGGGACAAUAAAACAAGAAUGAAAUCCUGAAGGUACAAAGACCGAAACCUUCAGCAGCAACAGAGUCCCGUCAGAACUGAAAGGACUCUUCGUCGACUAGAAUCGACUGAAAUGUUUCAAGUUUUCAUGGACCCAUGACAGCCAGAAAAACCGCUUUUUUCUCUUAUAUGAGGUCCAUCUAAAACAAAGAGUACAGCCUGAGUUUGCUGCUCACAUGUGUCUGCUCUAAAAGGAAACACUGAAGCCUGAUUCUUAUUAUUCUGCUUGAUUAAAUGUUAAAUUUGAUCUUUGUUCAUGCAGCUGCUCCUCAAAAGAAAAUGUUAAAUAUUUCUUAUUUCAAUUGUCAUCAUAACUGAGCUGUGUUCUUGCUUUCUUGCAAAGCAGCAACAGAUUUGCGUGUAACCUCGUCUCGCUUGUUCCCUUUUAGUCCAGAGCCAACAGUUCCUGGUGAUGAAGAGGAGGCUGCAGCGGCGAGUCCAGAACCAGAGCCAGAGGUGGAGAAGGAAGCCGAGGCGGCAGUCGUGGAGCUGAAGCCGGAGUCGAUGCUGGAGACGCAAACAGACACGCACACGCCCGAAGACCCCACAGAGAAAAGCCCCGCCGCCGCCCCGCCCACCGCAGAGCCCGCCGCUGCACCCGCCGAACCCGCCCCUGCUGCUCCAGAGGAAAACAGGGUGAGUCUGAACACGAGGGAGAACCACAAGAAUGUGAGAUAUUGCUUCUUUAGGUUCGUGUAAUCAAAUCAGAUAUAAGGAGAUUUAAUAAUUCAGAGACGGAGACAGGGGUGAAAAUGGAAGUGUAGGUGUCGCAAUUUCCCGUAAAAGCAGCAGCGAAGGGAGAAAACAUGUAAUAUGUGCAGAUAACAUCUCGUUUUACUCAUUUCUCUGAUGCUUCAGAUCAAAAAUGUAGUUGUGGUGCAUUAUGGGAGGAGAAAACUCCUGAGAGGGUUUUUGUAGAUGCUUUAUGACCGAGACGUUCUUGAAAUGAAUCAGGAUUCGUCCAGAUUUGACUGAUCUCAGUGUGAGGCGUAACUUCUCAUCAGAUAUGUGUGUGUUGAUGUACAUGCUGAGUGUUUCCUGUCCUCCUUCGUCUCCUCCACAGCCUUUCUCCUGGGCGUCGGUCACCAGUAAGAACCUCCCUCCCAGCGGGGCUGUCCCAGUCUUAGGAAUCUCCCCACACGUCGUCAAAGCCACUCCCACAGCAGCGGUAGGUUUGCCCGUGUAUAUUCCCCGAUUCGAUUUAGAGGUGCAGAACCUGACGACAUGUUAGGAAGGUCAUACGUCUGAAAACAGUCCAGAGGUAGAAAAACAAAUCGAGUAGGAGAUGUGAGAAGGUGGAUUUGUGUGAAGUGCUGUGUGUGUUUUGUGGCAGCAGGUGUCACUGUUUUAAAACCAUCGAGUUCCCAGCCUGGACUCUCCUCUGUUAUGUAAAGACAGAUGGAUGUGCUGAGGAUGAACUCGGAGAAAAGAUUGUGGUUUUGGGCGCCUGAUUGUUUCCUCUGAGGGCAGCAGGACUCAAACAUUCCCCGCUCACUGUGGCUUUGUGCCGUGAUAUCAGAAAAACAAAAAACAGCUGACUCUGGACUUUUCUUCUUCUCAAACUUUGUGCUGUUGACUCUCGCAGCCCAGAGCAGAGGUGAAGCCAGAAUCCCAAACAGCAACACAGAGACCACAGAGAGACCAGAGACCGAGGGAACAGAGGCCUGGAGGUCCUCCACCGGUACACAGAGGACCCAGACCAGGUACGCACGCUCGCAUGCGGCACAUAAACAGUAUAUACUGCGGUUUAAUAGCCUCUGAACAGAUUUAACAAGCAGCCGCUCUGACAGGCAUGAGGCCGCGAGUAUAAACCGAACAUAAUCAAAUGUGAAGUGUGCUGUUGAACGCGGCACAAAAGCUCGAGUGUGAUCUCUCUGUGGCUGCAGGUGUGUUCAGAGACUCCUCUCAAAACAUGUCAGCUUUAAAACUUAUUUUGUUUUUUAUAAAAGUAUUUUGCAAAAUGGUUUAUCCACACUAAACUGAAUACACAGUUCACUCAGUCAGCUUAUUGAACUUUCUGAAAAAGAUCUUUUUUUUUUUUCAGUCCGGGAAGGUGAGCAGGGGGAGUCAGAGGGCCGCAGGGUGAUCCGGUACCCCGACGCCCACCAGCUCUUCGUGGGGAACGUCCCUCAUGACGUGGACAAGACCGAGCUGAAGGAGUUCUUUGAACGUGAGUCAGAUUGAGUGAUUCAGAGUCUAAAUACCUGUAUGGUUUCUUCUUUUUAGUGUUCAUUUUUUAACACUUACCUGGUUUGUCCUGAAGCAUCAAUUUUAAAAACAUGAAAUGUCAAAUUCAACACUUUUUCCUGCUUGUCUGAAGGAUGAGCCUCAAACUCUUUUCAGACUAAGAAAGAUACAAAUUUCACAAGAACAGGAUCCAGUUUUUGCUCAAACUUGACAUCCUCAUAUUGACAGAUUCUGAUUUAUACACGACUUUUCUUUUCAAGCAUUGAUCACUGAGUUUCUCCUGUACUAGAAUGAACCUGAGUUUAUAUUCUGACCAGGUAUUUGUCUUGAAAACAUCACUAACAACAUUUGACAUUCAAUAUUAUUUCUGCUGUUUUAAUUUAAAGCCUAAAACAAACAGGAUCCGUGUCGAGCGUGUUCUGUCAGCGUCGCAGCAUCACAUACAGGACGUGUCGCAGCUCUGUCUCAGAAGCGCGUCGAGUGCAGCUCUGCUAAAGAUUCGCGCCGAGUCUAUUUUCUCUACGCUUCCAACACGCGUCAGUCUACUCAGAGAAGAUAGUUCUAGACAGGAAGUCAAGCACGAAAACUGUGAACGUCAUCUGAUUUUUCAAAGUAAAACACCGUAAGUGAACUCCUGACUGUGUAUCAGUUGGUUCAGAUGAAAAAUACUUCCUGGUUCUGGAUUUAUCAGUAACACAGAACAAUCCGAUGGUCAAUCCCUGAUCCAUGUGGACCCCAACAGAACUUUGACCUGCUAACUCUGUCUGAAGGUAACAGCAUAAAGGAACAGAGUUUACUUUAUUAAACACGAGUAAACCUGCAAAAACUGAAACUUUAAAAUCACUUAAAGCUUUUUCACAGACAGUAGAGGCUCAACAGUCACUGAAUUACAUCCAAAUUAUCAGGAAAUCGACCACAGAAAGAAAAAACAACCUGUUGUGAGCCUGUUGUUUCCUCUAUACUGAGCCCAGCUGACCGGGGCUGAACUCCACCGCUCCAAAUACGCUGAUCCUGUGGGUGAUAGACAGCGCUGCUCUAAGGAGCAGAGACGCGACGUUGACUGAACGCGCUCGACACGGAUCCUGUUUGUUUUCGGCUCAACACUCCAGUAAGAAGAAGAAGUAAAAGUAGAAGCUGCUUGUGUGAUAAAUAAAAGGUCUCCCCCCGUUCACACAGAGUAUGGUACAGUCCUGGAGCUGAGGAUUAACAGCGGAGGGAAGCUUCCAAACUUCGGGUUCGUUGUGUUUGACGACUCUGAACCUGUACAGAAAAUCCUCAGUAACAGGGUAAGGACACUGUUUCUGAUUAUCUCGACCUGAGUGAGAAUCUGUCUUUCUUUUUAAUUUGCUAAGAUACCUGUUAUUUCAGUUACUGUUAUUUUCAGGGCUGUAUUAGUUUGUAUAGGGUUUUAAUUUCAAACAUUCAACAUCCUCACCCGUUAAUCCUCGACGUCUCUCCCAAACAGCCCAUCAAGUUCAGAGGAGACGUCCGCCUGAAUGUGGAGGAGAAGAAGACUCGGUCCGCCAGGGAGGGCGACAGGAGGGACGUGAGGCCUCGGGGUCCAGGAGGUCCCGGUGGACCCAGAGAGCGAAUAGGAGGUGGCGGUGGACCUCGAGGCCCCCCGACUCGUGGAGGCAUGGCACAGAAACCCAGCUUCGGCUCCGGACGGGGCGCCGGACCCAGUGAUGGGCGCUACUCCGCCCAGCGCCAGUGAGGCACCUGGGCACCAAACCUGAGUGUGAUUACUGUUCAGAUCAAACUCACGUCUGAAUCGAUUGGAAAAGCUAAAAUUGAACCCAAAGCCCUUCUCUUCAUGUCACACAGGAGACAGAAUAAGCAGGAUGUCUUUAUUUAAAGUCCGAAUUCUGGUGUUUAAACACACAAACGCUGUUUUCCGACGUCUUUCCUCCUCAUUCUGCCUCCUGAGUAUUUCGAAGGGGUUUCUGUUUGUAAUCGGCGCAGGUUUGGUCGAGAGCUUUCAACGUCAAGUCACGCCAGCUCCUGCUGAAUUCAACAGCCAGUCUCGACUUCUGCCUCUCAUGAAGACGGCUGCCUCCUCUUCCUCCCUGAGCUCCCUUCACCCACGCCUGAUUCUUCUUCUUCUUCUUUCUCACCUGCUGCUUUUUGUUCCCUCUGAGGAAUCCAGAAUGUCACUCCUCCUCCUCCUCUUUUCUUUCCUCCUCUUUGUCACCUCCUCCUCCUCCUCCUCCACCAACACACGUAUUAUUACCUGGACUUUGUUUUGGUCAUUUUUAUUUUGUUUUUCAUGCUGAACUUGAAUUUAUUAAGAAGCAAACCGUAACACACAAACACAUGAGAAAAAGGGUAAAUACUACUUGAAUUGGGGAUUAAAAAACCCAGAGGUUAGGUUUUUUUCGCGUUCUCUCUCCCUGUUUCUUAAAGGAACGUGUACUUUACUGCUUGGGCAAUCCUGUGUAUUGCUGCCACCGUUGUAUCUAGCGAUGGAUCUGUCUUAUCUUUUUAUUCUAUCAGGUCAAGAGCUGAACUGUAGUGGUUUUAUUUGAGUAAAAAUGUUGGCUUGUGAAAUGUGGAUUCACGGACGCGUCUGAAUGGAGCAUGUAUCAAAUCAUGUAUCAAAUCCUGUUAAGGCUUCUACUACCGAUGCACUUCAUUUGUCAUCAUGUUUAAAACGAACUCACCUGCCGAUGAGAGAACUAAAUUAAAAGUGAUUUACUGUUUUAAAA